AGAAGAAACAUUUAUUGCCAUUCACUCUUUAGUUCUACAGUUGUUUGCAAGUUUUAGGAGUUAAAUUAAUAUUACAAAUCUUGUAGCUUUUUAUCUUAGUACUAGUGACUUCAAAAAAGAAAGAAAAAAUUGAAUUAAAAGUCUAAUUUGCGGUUGUCUUUUUGAGUCAUCGACUAAAAGAUUCUGUGAUUGUAGUGUGUCCUGUUUGUUUUCAAGUGUGUUGCGUCCAAGAGUGAAAAAGAGUUCGAGGUGAUUGCAAAAUUUAACGUCAAAAAAAUCCAAGGAACCUCUCAAUUUCUCAAACCGACUUCAUCUUCGAUCGAAAACUUUCAAGAAGAAUAUGAGUUUUAUCUCUCACCUGAAAAGCAAUUGGAAGUAGCUUGCUUUUAUUUGCCUUCUACGAAAUUAGCUGAUGAUUGAAAAUUGGAUCGCUAAAUUGACAACACAAAAGUUAUCGUUUUUUACCUAAAGUUAUUUUGUUCGAAAAGUUAUAUGGCUUCGGUUGUUGAAAAUUAGUCAAUCUUAUUUUUGAUUGUCAAAAUCUGAACAUUUAUUUGUUUUCCUUAUCUAGUUUGUAUUGCUUGUUGUCAAAGUUAAGAGGUUGUCUUAUUUUGAUUUUUCGAAAUUAAAGAGUCCCAUUAAAGAUUCUUCAAAGCGUUUUUUUUUUCACGGACAUUUGCUAUUCAUACUGUUUGUUACGUUUUUUUUUUACUGUUGUUCGUCAAUCAACGGUAGAAUAUUAUUAGUUAUAAUCUGUUAAGCUGAGGUAAUUUAUAAAUUUAUUACUAACUUACAACUUUUUGCAAGGUCUUACUGGUUUACUAUUACAAAUCAGAAAUUAACUCAUAAGCGAACAGCUGCGUUGAACUUGUUUUACCUUGUUAGUAAUUCAACUCGAUAGAAUUAAACUUUGGAUCUGUUUCUACCUGUGCCGAAGUAAGUAUUAACUAAUUGAAUUAUUAUACACCAAGUUCUCUACUUCGUCAAUUUUUCGAUCAAAACAUAACUCGAAGCUACUUUUGAGCCGAGCGAUAGCUAGUUACAUAAUAGAAUUAAGUAACUUUAACUUUAUUACCAACUCUUACAUCACUGAUCAGUAAUAUUAGGCCUGUACUGAUUGCUAGUUAUCCUCUCGAAUAAUAACAUUGGGGUCAAAAUUUGUGUUAAACCCCAAAUCGAUAUUGUAUGAAAUUUAUCUUGGUAAUCAAACUGAUUUGCAAUAUUAUUCACACCUUAGUUGAUGUUUACUCGUUAUUUACCUUGGGUAUUUACAGUGCAAUCACGAGCGAUAUAAACUCCUUGACAUCUUGAUGUUUGCCGUAUCCAUAUUAUGAAAAUAAAACUUCAUUCCGUACUAGCUUUUUGCGGACUGACAACUAUUGCUGCUGUUUAUUAUUGCUAUUACUUAGUUUCAAACAAGAAGCGAAAACAAAACGACUCCUUCAACAAAUCAAUUCAAAGUCAAAGUCAAGAAAAAUCCUCGUCCAAAAAUUCUUUCAUCAAUAGGUCAGAUUCUGAUCAUCUUAGUUAUUCAACUGCCCAUUGGCAAAUUAAGAACGAUUUUGAGAUUGCAGAGCCCCUGAAAACGAUAACAAAUAAAGACGUCAAUAACAGCAGAUUAGCUGAUUUACAACAAGUAAACAAAAAUUUUGACAUCGAUCGUAACUCAAAAUCUGCAAAGGAAGACGAUUCUAUUUAUCACCCUAUUGAAGAAGAUAAAAUUACGCCAAUUGAAGAUUGUGUUAACGAAGCAAACCCUGGUUUAAAUUUAUUGGGCGGUUAUUUUAAGUCACAAGAAAGUAUGUGCGACGAAACUAACGUUACGGUCAAUUCUGCUAACCCGGAAACAGAAUCAGUUAUGCCUUGUGAGCAGAUUAUUAACGUGAAAACAACCGAAAACAUGUCAGAUUUAGACGUGAAAAAAGUUCAGAGCAACGAAGUUUCGCCCAACUCCGACUUUGACGAAAGCAACAUUUCUUGGGCUUCUAUUGUAGAAGAAACUCUUAAAGAACACAGUGCUGAUACAUCUUACAGUAAUCCUUCAGAAAACAGUGUUUAUUAUGUUAACCCAAAAAGUCCUCUGAAAACUACACCCAAAAAAUCCCAACUGAAUAAUCAGCAGAAAAACUUAAACAGUGCUGAUUUAAGUAGAAAAUCAGCUUCGAAACAGGAGGCGAAACUUUCGUCCAAAACAGUUACGCCAAAAACUUCCGCAGUCAAAAAAUCGCAAUCACAGAUAACCUCUUCUAAACAACCUCCUCUAAUUUUCCACACUUCGCAAUACCAAAAACAAAUGAACAGUCAACAUGAAUUAAGUAAUAAUUCAGGAAAAGUAAACAGUUACUACACAAGCCAACACAAUAACAAUAACAACAAGCUGCAAACAAAUUCAAACUCCAGUUACCCAAAAAGUGCCAAAAAUUCUCAAAACAGAGACUAUAAAAAAGAAGAUUCAAGGUUACUUGUUGCUUGUGAUGGAAACCAGAACGGAAAUGUAAGUGACUGCUCGAACCAGGAAAACGAUCCGGAUUCCAAACGAAAAUCAAACUCGAAGAAGUCAAAUUCGCCUGGAAAUAAACACAACGCAUAUACUAAUGGUUCGGGAUCAGCUAAUGGUUACGGAGAUGAUCAUACCAUAUAUGGAGGGGCAGUUAAUGGUGUGAACAGUAAUGGAUGUUAUAAUGGGGGUUCGGAAAUUGAGCAGAUGGGAACAAUGAUGGAGCAGAUUUACUUGAAUGACCCUUCAGUGAUUUCCGUCAUCAGUCCCAAUUUCAGCGACCCUGACAGUGCAGUCAUUUCGUGUGGGGAGAGCAGUCUAACGUCUAUUACCUAUCUGCAAAACGGAAUCCCUUCUCCGAGCGAGGCUUCAACUGAUAGUGGAUUGAUGCGCAGUUCCGGAUCUCCGGAAUAUUUCAACCCGCCGCUGGAAGAAUACUUAUCGUGGGAAGUUGAGAUUCCGACGCACGUUGGAGGAAAGAUAAUCGGCAAGGCGGGUCGCAACGUGAAGGAGUUGAGGGAUAAAACGGGAUGCAAAGUGAUUAUUAAGGACAUCGAGAAUUCAAGAAGGAAGCAAUUGCUUGUCGUACGAGGAACACUGGAACAGAUCCAAGUAUGUCACCGACUGCUGGAAAAGAAGUUCCGGAAGGAGAUCGACUUCGAUACUGGACUCUUCUAUACCAUGGAAGGUUUGGCUGGGUUCCUCGGAUUCCCUAUGGCGCCCCAGUUCCCGACGGCGUCACCCGGUGGAGCAGCUGUAGUUGCGGGAGGUGUUGCGGCGGCAACAGGGGUAGCGGCGGGUCCGACCACCCAGAUUCUCCCGGCGGCACAUACCUACCUGCAGCUGCCGCAGUCUGCGUACUUUGACGUGUUGGUGUGCAGUGUGAAGACGGCUGGCCACUUCUUCCUGCAACAACCCACACACAACUCCUUCUUCAAUCUGGACAGACUGCAUGACUGUAUGAGGGACUGCUACUCCAACCCCACAGUCCCAGAGCUCCCGUACCCCAUCGCACUGGGCACUAUCUCGGCGGCGUUCUUGGACGGGAAGUGGUGUCGCAGUCAGGUGGUGGGAGUUACUGACGAUGAGAAUGUGAUCACAGUCCGAUUUCUGGACAUGGGAGGAUACAGGGAGAUGCCACGACACAAUGUCAAACAGAUCAGAACGGACUUUUUGAGUCUACCCUUCCAAGCUACCGAAGUAUUCCUAUCCGAGGUCACACCUCCAAACGACGAGCCAGACUUUAGUGCCGAGGCGACCAAAUUCCUGGAAGAACUCAUUUCCCAGAGCGGAACUCCCCAGGCAUUCCUGAAGGGCUGGAACAUGAGUGAUAUGCCUCUGGUCGAUCUCAUUGUGAGACGCGACGGGAAAUUCGAGAGUGUCGCCCAGAUACUCAUAGACCAUGGCUAUGCUGUACGUCUCGAGAUGGCAACUGUGUGAUGUAAUUCUUACGUCAUACAGACAUGUGCAACAUUGUGAUGUAAUGGUUACGUCACAAAGUGAUAUAUACAGGUUAUGACACGUGAACAGUGGAAAUUUCGCCCUGGACAUAUGACGUAAUCUGCUGUGACAAUGAGAAAAAACUUGCUUUAUGAUUAAGAAAAACUUUAUAUAUUAGAAAAAACUUGAUAUUAACUUAAACUUGGUUUUCUUUCCAAAAGUUUAAUGGAUGAUUCUGUGCUUUGCUGUACUCUUUAUAUCACGCUAUUUGAUGUUUAAAAGUGCUCCGUAUGAUUAUGAUGUUUAACUUGUCCUACUGAUGUUUAAACUAUAUAGAACUUGUUGUGGUGUGUUAGGUUAUUUCUAAACAAACCUGAUUUACUCUCGUACUUUUCGUUUAUUUCGUGUCUGAUAUUUUCAUGCUUAUGUGAGGGUGUUUUUAUAACUAACUGACUUACUGGUUAUGUUUAUUACUUUCUUUUUGUUUUCAUUGCAAAUAAGUUAAACCCUACAUUUUGGUAUUAUAGUUUGAUAUUAUGACUAUACUAUGGCUUAAAACGAUAUGUUGACCAUGCCAUUAUCGAUAAACGUUUUUUGCGAAAAUUUUGGCCCCAUUUCGCCUUUUUCUGAAAUUUACUAUUGCAUUAAAUUGGGCUAAAAUUUUGCGAAAAAGUCGGAUGACAGCAAACAAAACCUAUUAUUAUGAAAAGUGAAAUCAUUUAAUCAUUUGCUUCCAGUGUAUUACUUACUAAACGUGUUUUUAAGUGUACGAUGUUCUGUUGCUUUUUGUUGAAACUUGAUUAAAAGUAUA
This is a messenger RNA of Symsagittifera roscoffensis, 4748 nucleotides long. RefSeq lists its product as uncharacterized. Gene Ontology annotation, molecular function: RNA binding. The transcript has 9 exons. The coding region runs from base 1331 to 3937 and encodes 868 amino acids. The record is from RefSeq and is a predicted model, not a curated record. Lineage: Eukaryota; Metazoa; Xenacoelomorpha; Acoela; Convolutidae.